Cottoperca gobio is the source of this 1656-nucleotide messenger RNA. It is a transcript of the gene ngb, whose product is annotated as neuroglobin. The transcript is spliced from 5 exons. The coding region runs from base 451 to 930 and encodes 159 amino acids. Lineage: Eukaryota; Metazoa; Chordata; Actinopteri; Perciformes; Bovichtidae. Gene Ontology annotation, molecular function: heme binding; oxygen binding. The record is from RefSeq and is a predicted model, not a curated record.
AGAAGAGAGAGAUCCCUCUUUUUCUCCUUCAGUGGCAUGAAUAAUAUCCCCAGUGCUGGAGAGAGAGCAUAUCAAGAGGCAAACGGGAAGGGGAGAGAGAUAGCAGCCAGUGUGACAGAUAAGAGCGUGGCAGAACUUGUCUCCCUGACUGCACCGUGGGGCUGGGGAAAGAGAGAGCAAGUACACCAGAGUGUCCGGCAAGGCUGCUGCCUGCACACACACACAAACACUCACACACACACACACUCAUACAGACAGACCCCUCAUCCCGGCUGCACCAGAAGAAGUUCAGAGAGAAGACUGACUUCAAGAAGGUGGGUUUGCGGACGUUUCGUCUGUGGAUUGACUCGAAUAUUAUGGCUUUCCUCAAACUGAGCCUUUUUGUCCUGUAGAGGAGUUGUGUGUUUCCCCUCUAGAAGAACUUGCCUCGUGUUUCGAGACUGAGGGAGGAUGGAGAAGCUGUCAGGGAAAGACAAGGAGCUGAUACGAGGCAGCUGGGAGAGUCUGGGCAAAAACAAAGUUCCUCAUGGUGUCGUCAUGUUUUCCAGACUGUUUGAGCUGGACCCUGAGCUCCUCACUCUUUUCCACUACACUACAAACUGUGGCUCCACACAUGACUGCCUCUCCAGCCCGGAGUUCCUGGAACAUGUCACCAAGGUGAUGCUUGUGAUCGAUGCAGCAGUCAGCAACCUGGACGACCUUCCCUCCUUGGAGGACUUUCUUCUCAACCUUGGGCGGAAGCAUCAGGCAGUGGGAGUCAACACACAGUCAUUUGCUGUGGUGGGUGAGUCCCUUCUCUACAUGCUGCAGUGCAGUCUGGGCCAGGCCUACACGGCACCGCUGCGUCAAGCCUGGCUCAACUUGUACAGCAUCGUGGUAGCAGCCAUGAGCCGAGGAUGGGCCAAGAACGGGGAGGACAAGGCCGACUGAGGUGCACAGUGGGAGCUGCUGAGCAGUUGCUGUCAAAUCACUCAACAUGGUUGCCAUGGAAUAAGGUUGUGUAACUUGCAACGUUGUGGCUUUGGCUGCUGUACAUUUGCUCUGAGUGAGGUCACAUAGCGUAGCGAAUGUAUGGUGUGGUUACACUUUACAAUUGGAUCGACCAAUCGCAGAGUUUAUUUUCUUUGCUGUGGAUGUUUAGCUACCAGACAAUGCUGCUGUACAGCUGUGAGGAGCCAGCCUGUUUGGUUCUUCUAAGUCUGGACCUGUAAUCUGAGCGCCUCACACUGAGAAACAGCAACAAGGAUAGCUGUUGAGUCUCUUUGUAUAUAAUGGCUUUGAUAUAUCUACUCAAAUAACAGUGGCUGUAGUGGUCUUUGUGAUGUAUCUUAAAAGAGUUGCACAAUUGUGAAACACUAGACAUUAUUUUUAGUCAUCACACACUACUCAAACUGUGAUGGUUCCUGUGGCCAGCGCGGCAGCUCUCUAUCUAACUGGAACACAGUGAUACUUUACAAAACAUGGUAAAAGUUUUGGGACAAAGCAAUGUGAUUUUACAUAAGGAAAUCCUAUCACCUUAAUCAUAAUCAUUACUGUGUUUUCUAUUGAUAUUACACAUCUUUACACCUACUUUUGUGCGUGACAUUUAACCUAUUGAUUCAAAUGAUAUUCAAUAGAUACUGACAAGAACUGUUAUACUCUCUCUCUCUCUCUCUC